AUGUUGGGACCAUUUCAAAUUCGGGAUCUUCAUGCGCCUUCGACUUCAGAAUCUGAAGUGCAGAUCGUCCCUGAUGAUGGGCGAAAUUUGCAUGGUGUAGUAGAAGUGUCUGCGACGGACUAUGACCAAAUUGCCGCUAGUCAUCCACGAGCAAGACUCACCUAUUUUGAUGCCGAUGACGGUGAUCAAAUCACGGUCGGAUCCUCAUUGGAGCUCUCCCAACGGCUGGAUGAGCCUCCAGAGGAGAACACUCCGGACAACCUCGGUGCCGAGCCCACUUCAAUGCACAUUUUUGAUAUUCAUCGAUCCAACUCGAUUACUGAGAUUUGGAGAAAAUUCGAGAAACCUGGCAGUAACUUUCUGUCAAAACACGAAGCCGGAGAUUCAUCUGCUGAGCAAAGCAAUGAGGAAGACAACCACGAGUCUAGCAAGGAUUCACAGUCAUCGCACCGCACGACUGUAAACGAUACGCAAAUCGAAGAUCAGCCUUUCAUGGCAGCAUUCGAGGCCGAGUUGGCAAAUCUUCUCAGCUCGGCAGAAAACACCGGGCCAAGAGACGCGAAUGCAGAGACGUCCUCUACGGCGAAUUCUUCGACGCCCGAUCCACGGAGGCCACAGCAUCCACUUGAAGUCAUUGCCACGACCUUCCUCUACCAUCUUGUUCAUGGGGCGAAUUCUGUACAGUCCGAGCUGAGAAGUAGACUGCCCGAGUUGCGGGAACAGCUCCGGACUGCCCAGAGAACAGUCCCGGAGAAUGUGCGAUCAUCACUACAGCAUCUCCUCGCCUCCAUUGAAGUACACAUGCGUACUGCGUACCAACACAUACCCGAAAACGGACGGCAUUUCGCAGAGGAUGCCUUCCAAGCUGGGCGUCCUGUUGCUGAAAGCGCCGCCGACGGCCUGAGAACAAUCGCGUUUGAACUCAAUGAGGCCAGCAAAGCCCUGUACGCGGCUUUUGAGACCGAGUUGAAUCAGUUCAGCACCAAUGGCCUGAACUCGUGGUUUGAAAGAGCACAGGGAGCUUCUUCUGCAUUUUCUACUACAUCUAUGGGGCGCGCAGCAUCACCAUCCGCGCCUCAGGCCAUGGGAGUUGACAUUCCUACAUGCGAUGUUCAAGGCGCGAGACCCAACGUGCCAGUGCCAUCCUAUUCUCGGGUGUCUGUUUCUCGGGACUCUAAAGCACAGGGUGAUACCCUUUGGUGUGGCUUCUCUAAUCUAGAAAAUGACACCGCAUGGAGUAGCAACACCUUUCCCUAUUCAGACUCGAAUCCUCCUAAAUUUUCUCAACGAACUCCUGCGGCACCAUCGACGCCAUGGCCCGUUUAUGCUUCUCAUCAGCAACACUCGAAUGUCCCUCUUUGGGCGCCAUGGGUAGUUUCCCAACCUGCUCAGAAUACUCACCAUCCUCUGCAUUCUGUUGCUCAAGGCCAUGAUUCUCAACCGCCCACCACAAUCUCAUCUCCAAGCCAUGCACCAAGACCCUCCGUUCGGCAGUCGUCAAGCAGACCUGCAACUUCCUCGGUCCGUCAUGAUCACAACAAGGAGCCCACCGAGAUUUCCGAAAAGAAAGUCCUGUUUGUCGGUAAUGUUGGGUUUCAAGUGACUGAAAAAAUGAUUCGGGAAGUUUUCUCAUCGAAAGGGUUCGUUGUGACAGUACGCCUUCCUCGGGACUCGGAUACUGGCAAUCAUGCAGGCUUUGGCUUCAUCGAAUUCCCUUCUAUCCAUCCCGCCAUGGCGGCCAUGGAUGUAUUGCAAGGAGUUCAUAUUGAUGGCCACGCCAUCAACCUUGAGUUCAGUGAUGAUUCCAUCGUUGAUCCCAACGAGUCGUCUGAAUAUGUCCCAAGCCAGCGAGCAACUCUCUUCGAAACCUUCUCCAAUAAGGAGUGCCGAAAGCCUCCACAGCCUGCGGAGUCGUCGAGUGCACAACCCGCUUCUCCUCGUGAGAGUCGUCAGAAAUCGAUUCCUAUCGAAGAGCCCGACUGGAGCUCUUUAUACGACCAUAGUCAAGACGGUGGCUCAAAAGAGGUCUCAUCUCCGAGAACAGCGUCCCAUCUUGUUGAUUCGAUCGGCACUAGAUCACAACCCGCUGAACUGCACUCCCGUUUGCCAAAUCUGAGCCAUUUCCCUCCUGUCUUCCAAACGGAGGCUCAACAGGUCUCGAGCCAGCAAAGUACGGUGACCGAAAAUCCGUGGCAAAUGCACGAGACUCGGGACAUGUCUUCGCUGUCUCUUGGUACCAACACAGAAGCAUUGCACCUAUCGCAGGAAUGUCUCACGAGCCCUCAAGUCGAGCUGGCCUCAGGUGUGCAGCAUCCGAGCGCGCCCACCAGCGCGCCUCUCGGGGUGCCAGGUGUUCAUGGACUUGAUGCAGCCCCAAUGGAGAGGGGUUUCGACAUGAAUUCGGCGUGUGUGAAUUCUCAAAGUUCACGAAAUUCGUAUGGGUCGAGACCAUGGGCUCGCUUAGACAAGAGAGAGCGUCGGCGAUCCAGGGACGCCUCCUCGCUUGGCAUUCCAGGUAGCUUUCCUGCUGAAACGAACUCGUCAUCUGAGUUCACUUUGCCGAAAGCCUCAAGCACAGAUGUUCAGCAGAGCGAAAUGGACCAUUGCGUAUCGUCACUUAUUGACCUGGGCUAUGGGACUGUUGAGCAAGGAGGGCGGUCUCGACUUGCAAUUUAUGCAGCGGCCUCAAAUGGUGUCUUAUCCGAUGCUAUUGAUAUUAUCGAGGAGGAGACAAAGGCUUACGAUCGUCGCAGACAGAAUUGA
Molecule: messenger RNA, 2763 nt
Organism: Penicillium diatomitis
Lineage: Eukaryota; Fungi; Ascomycota; Eurotiomycetes; Eurotiales; Aspergillaceae
Product: RNA recognition motif domain-containing protein
Exons: 2
Coding region: 1-2763 (920 amino acids)
Molecular function (GO): RNA binding
Source: RefSeq, a predicted model, not a curated record